Molecule: messenger RNA, 1772 nt
Organism: Anarrhichthys ocellatus (wolf-eel)
Lineage: Eukaryota; Metazoa; Chordata; Actinopteri; Perciformes; Anarhichadidae
Gene: fbxo9
Product: F-box protein 9
Exons: 13
Coding region: 180-1448 (422 amino acids)
Biological process (GO): SCF-dependent proteasomal ubiquitin-dependent protein catabolic process
Cellular component (GO): cytoplasm; SCF ubiquitin ligase complex
Molecular function (GO): protein binding
Source: RefSeq, a predicted model, not a curated record
ACACUUCCUGACUUCCUGUUGUCACUAGAGCUCCGGGCCACUCAGCGGAAUGGCUGCGUUCCUGCGAGCUCGUAAAUAUGUUCGUUGUGUUGUGCGUUUCUCUGACCGUGAACUGUAAACGCUGGUGUUGACCGGUUGUGACGAUUAAAAAAAAAAGGACGCCUACUAGCCAAGCUGUCAUGGCUGAAGAAAAUGCAGAUAUCGGAGGUAUGACUGAGGAUGAAGAUGAAGGUUCAGAUGACCCAAACCUUCAUCUGGAGCUCAAUACGUUCAGAGCUCAGUGGAUGUCUGAACUCAAACUCAGCUCUGGAGCAAGUGGACUGAGUGGCCGACUGCUGCGAGCUAAAGGUCUGAAGAGGCCGCAAGAUAUCGCCCGAGAGGAGAAGGCCACCGAGUUGUUCUUGAGAGCGGUUCAGGAGGAGCAGAAUGGAGCCGUCUAUGAGGCAAUCAAGUUCUAUCGCAUGGCUAUGCAGCUUGUGCCUGACAUUGAGUUUAAGAUCAACUACAGCCGUCCUCCUGACGCAGACCGAGGUGGAGGAAACUACAUGGACAACAAUGUUGACGGUGAAAUCGAGGAUCUCCUCGCCUACUUUGAGGAGGAGCUCACUCUCGAAAGCUCGUUUCCAAAGAUCUGCACUCCUGAGUUGGAUUUGACUCAGAUGCACAUUUCAGCCUUGCCGAGUGAAAUCCUGAUGUACAUCUUCCGCUGGGUUGUGUCGAGUGAUCUGGACAUGCGAGCCCUGGAGCAGCUCUCUCUGGUUUGCCGUGGGUUUUACAUCUGUGCAAGGGACCCUGAGAUUUGGCACCUAGCCUGUUUGAGAGUGUGGGGACGGAACUGUACCAAACUUGUUCCCUUCAAAUCCUGGAGGGAGAUGUUUCUGCAAAGGCCUCGUGUCCGUUACGAUGGUGUUUAUAUCAGCAAGACGUCGUACAUUCGUCAAGGAGAGGCAUCUCUGGAUGGAUUUUACAGAGCUUGGCAUCACGUUGAGUGCUACAGGUACCUCCGGUUCUUCCCCGACGGCCACGUGGUCAUGCUGAACACCCCCGAGGACCCUCUGUUGGUUGUUCCUCGCUUGCGUACUAAGAACAUCAGAAUGGAUUCUGUUCUGCUUGGUCAUUUCCGUCUGUCACAGGAGACGGACAAUCAAACCAAAGUUUUUGCUGUCUGUAAGAAAAAGGAGAAAGCGACCGAGUUUCAAAGGAAUCGGUUCUCCAGGCGGAACCCCCCUCCUCCAGAGGCUGAGCACAGCUUCCACGUGGGACUGCAUCUGUGCUCUGGGGGGCGCCAGACUUUCAGUAAGCUGGUGUGGAUCCACCACUCCUGCCACAUCACUUACAAGCCGACUGGGGAAACGGUCAUCACGCCGUUUGACCUGGACAGCAUGUACACACCCUUCUUCUUUGCACGUGUGAAGAGUUACACUGCUUUCUCCAAACAGCCUCUUUAAGCUGCCUGAUAACCUGCACAGGAUCCCACGAAGACCACAGCAAAAAGGUCUUCCACCAUUUAAAGAAAAUGCAUACUCAGCUUGUUUAAUUUGUGUUGCAGCUGGAUUACAGUCUUGACAAGUGAACCCUCAUGUUUCCUACAUGCAGCCACUUUAUUUCAGGUUUACAUGAUAGAAUACUAAUUAUUUUCUGAUUUCAGAAAAAUUAUCUGCUGUGAGCUAAAAUAAUGAGCAACCUUUCCCACCUGCUCCAAGCAAUGAAUGUUCAUACGGUGUUUGUUUCAUGGUGCACUUUCUCCCUCAAAUAAACAGUGGUGAACAGAA